Syngnathoides biaculeatus (alligator pipefish) is the source of this 995-nucleotide messenger RNA. It is a transcript of the gene fkbp1aa, whose product is annotated as FKBP prolyl isomerase 1Aa. The record is from RefSeq and is a predicted model, not a curated record. NCBI's taxonomy places the organism in Eukaryota, Metazoa, Chordata, Actinopteri, Syngnathiformes, Syngnathidae. Gene Ontology annotation, molecular function: peptidyl-prolyl cis-trans isomerase activity. Bases 90 to 419 code for a protein of 109 amino acids. The transcript has 5 exons.
UCCGCCCCCCCUUCGCGCUUCCGCCCCCACUUCCGUUCUGUGCUCGAACGAAGAAGAAGUCACGGAACGCCCGAGAAGGACUCGCCAACAUGGGAGUAGAAAUUGAAACCAUUACGCCGGGCGACGGGCGGACGUUUCCCAAGAAGGGGCAGCGCGUGGUGGUGCACUACGUCGGAACACUGGCAGACGGGAAAGUGUUCGACUCUUCGAGGGGCCGAGGGAAGCCGUUCAAGUUCAAGAUCGGCCACCAGGAGGUGAUUCGCGGCUGGGAGGAAGGAGUCGCUCAGAUGAGCGUAGGCCAGCGGGCUAAGCUGACCUGUUCGCCGGACUACGCGUACGGCAGCAAAGGCCACCCGGGCAUCAUCCCCCCGAACGCUACGCUCACCUUCGACGUGGAGCUGCUGGGCUUGGAGGCCUGAACUUAACUUGCCAGGGUCGAAUCCUAUCACGGGAACGCGGAGGAAAAUCCAGAUGACUCCUGCAUAGGACCUAUCCAUGUCUACCUUUUCACUCGUCCACUCUUCUUUACAUUUGCAUCCAAGAUCAUGAUAGGUUUUAUCUUCUUCUUCUUCUUGAGUCAUAGCUCGUCACAUCUUAUGUAUUUAGACAUGUCGCAAUGUAUUUCCAUGUUUUUGUUUUGAAUGACCUUUUGAUUAUUUACAUUUUUUUUUUUUUUUUUAUACGAAUCAUUCCUUGUGGCUCUGCGGCCUUUUCCGAAACAAUCGCCCCGAUUGUGGUUGAGUGGCUUUUUCCUGAGAAGGAAGUCACAAAUUGUCACGACGCGGAGCCGUUUCCUCGACUUCACUUAUCGGGUGAAAUUACAUACGGACGUUCUCGUCGCUCGGAAUUAUUGAAUCAAGCACACGGAGCCGCCUCCAGGUCUCUGCAGUCGGCGGCGGCGACACGUAUUUAUGAGCGCCCGUGUGAAUUUUUGCGCUCAGAUGCUCUCAGCUGGACACUUUUUUUGUCUCGGUCGUUGCUUGUAAAAAAGAAAA